Messenger RNA from Zootermopsis nevadensis, 1831 nucleotides. RefSeq lists its product as uncharacterized. NCBI's taxonomy places the organism in Eukaryota, Metazoa, Arthropoda, Insecta, Blattodea, Termopsidae. Gene Ontology annotation, molecular function: 2-oxoglutarate-dependent dioxygenase activity. The record is from RefSeq and is a predicted model, not a curated record.
AGACUUUCUAUUUGUUACAGUAUUUGCAGUAUAUUUAGUUUUGGUUUCCGUUGUAAUAUUUAAAUAUAAUCCCUACCUAGUGUGAUUAACAAUUAUAUUUACGAUUUUUAAGAGUAUUAUUUAAUUUUGUUUAAGCUCAGCAUGUUUUUGAGGGACUUUUAUUCAAACCCGCGGUAAUUUCUGUGCGUGUUGAUUGAAGCACGUUGGUUAAUAGCCAGAUCGGUGUGCAAUAUGGCUGAAAGAAAUAAUAACGAGUUUGAAGGGAAGCAGAAAAACAUACAGAUAUUGUAUGAAAAAUUUGUCAUUUUAAAUAGGGAUUUACUGAACUUCGGUGUCAGUAUUGAAGAGUUAAAAGAAAUAUGCUUCAAACGCAGAAAAACAGUUCACACUGUCCAAGGCUCCCAGAAAAACGCACAACAUUCAAGUUUCAUUGUAGCAGUCACAGUUGUUUGUGCUGUUUUAAUCAGUAUUUUACUGAAAAUAAUAUUUGAUUCUAUAAUAAAGAACACUCUCGGUACUCGAUGUCUGUUACCGAACAACUACUUUAUUUGGGAAGCAACAAGACCUGAGACGAAUUGCAGUAUGUGUGAGGAUGUCAAUAGUGUCCUGGUGUUUGGAAACGUUACUCGGGAUGAAUUUAGUAAUUAUGCAUAUUCCUCACGACCGAUGUUAGUGAAGGGUGCAGCAUUGCAUUGGCCAGCAAUGAAAACAUUUACAUAUCACUUUUUAAAAGAAAUUUAUCAGAAUGUUGAAGGUGCAUAUGAAAGUAUUGAAGAAGAGUGUCAAAUUUUAACAUUCAAAACGGAGUUCAGAUCAUUGGAAGAUGUAUUUGCUAUGCCAGAAUCAAGGGUUCUGCUGGAAGAAGGUGAAAAGCCAUGGUAUGUUGGGUGGAGUAAUUGUCAUCCAGAUGUACUGGCUAUAAUGAGAGAGCAUUAUACUAUACCACAUUUUUUGCCAGAAGAUGCAGAACAUGCCCAUAUGGAUUACAUCUUUAUUGGUUACCAGCAAGGGGCAGUGAUGCAUAUUGAUUAUAUAAGUCGGCUUAUGUGGCAAGCACAGCUAAGAGGCCAUAAGACAUGGAAACUUGUACCUCCACCAGAUUGUGACCACAUUUGUUCAGGAAUCAGUUUCAGAGUUGAUCCAGGUGACAUUGUUCUGGUAGACACUCGGCAGUGGUACCAUGACACUCACAUAGAUGCCGGCGAGAUGAGCCUGACUGUUAGCUCAGAGUAUGGCUAAACUUUAUUCAGCAUCAGAUUUUGCUCAUUAUUCAUCCCAAAGAAUUUUCACAGGCACUCUUUGAAACUUUCUCCUGCUUAAAAAUAAGUUUUCUUAUCUGUUUAAAAGUAAUUUUUGUACCAACUGUUUCAAGAAUUUGUACAGAUUUCUAUGAUACAUUCUUUAAACUCCAGUCUGUAGACAUGUCUCUAUUCUUUCAUUUAUCUGAAACAUUAUUUGAGAGUUUUAUAAGAAAAUAUGUUAUUUUGUAUGAAAUAUGUUUUAAUUUUACCCUCGCUUGAAAAAUGUACUGAAGAUUGUUCACAUGUAUUUUAGGAUUGGUCAAGGUAUGAAGUUUUCAUACACAAAUGACAGUCUAAAUUUAUAUUCAUGUAUAGUCUGCUGUGUUAAGCACAAUCCAAAAUCCAUUCCUAGUCACUGAAGUUACUUUUAAAGUAUAGAAAUAUAUUGAUGAGCACAAAGUGAAAGUGUUCAAUAUUUAGUCAUGAAAUGCACAAAUGAAAAAUGUUGUCAGCAUGGUCAACUCUGAAUUUUAUGCAAGUGGAUUAUUCAGCCUUGUAAUAAAUUAUCACAAUUUUUCUGACACUUUGGG